Molecule: messenger RNA, 963 nt
Organism: Arachis duranensis
Lineage: Eukaryota; Viridiplantae; Streptophyta; Magnoliopsida; Fabales; Fabaceae
Exons: 4
Coding region: 11-394 (127 amino acids)
Cellular component (GO): mitochondrion; respiratory chain complex IV
Source: RefSeq, a predicted model, not a curated record
CUUGUGCCUAAUGCCUAAGCCGAGUAGUAAGCUCGUUCUCGUUCAGGUGCAGAAGGGUUGUGCUGUGCUGUGCGUUCAUCAAAAUCCGAUGGCUCUAGAAGCUUUCGCAGACGGAAACUCUGACAAAGUCCACACCGACGUUCUCACAAAAGCUAGGGAAGAUUGUUACAAGGCACGUGAUGCAUUCUACGCGUGCCUGGAGAAGGAGUGUGAUAAGAAGCCGACGGAGAUUGCAUCGGUGGGUUUGCUCUACCCGGUGGAAUGCAAGCAAUCAAGGGAUCAAUUUGUUAAACAAUGCCGUUCUUCUUGGGUGAAACACUUUGACAGGCAGUACUGCCAGAACAAGAGGGUUCAGAGGCUUCUCGAUGACAAUGCCUCAAGAAGAGGGGUAUAAUAUUGACUCACUGUCUUGGCCCCUGUCCAAGAUGGGUGAUGGGUGGAUGUGGAAUACUCAUCUAUCUCUGUUGGUUGCAAACCGGGUUCUAGAAUUGGUCGAACCAUUGUUUGGAAGUUGGAACUUAAGCACUGUCCGUGUUGCUUUACUUCUUUGUGCCUGUAGCAUUGUUUUAUUGAUUAGCUUGGACAUGAUAAUAUGUAUUCAAUCCCUCAAGACUUGUUUUAUAAGUUUACACACACUUCAACAAUUACAUAGUUUCCUCCGCUCGUCAUGGUUCCUGUAAUCCUGUUAUGCUGGCUUUUCUCUGUACUGAACGUUGGAUAUCCAUGCAUCGGUUGAGAGAAAUAGCACAUAUAACAUACAUCCUGGUUCUGUCUUGUAAGCGACUUACUGCAUAGCCUCUUCUUGCAAUUACUAAUGUAUCUCCUUGAAAAGGGUAGCCUAUGUGUCCUGGUUUGAGGCUCUGAAUGACUGAACCAAUGUAAUAGUUAAUAAGAGGAGGCAAUAUUGUUAUGUGUACUUUGAAACUAAUCUUAUAUGACAAAGUGAUCGACCCAUGUUAUACA